UAACGGUCCUGAAAAUUCAAAAAGUCGUUUUCUCGGUCACACUUUUGAAAGAAACAUAGAGUAGUGUGUAAAGCAAGCAAGCAAGCAAGUUGUGUUUCACAUUAUAGAGGAGAGGAGAGAAAAGAAAGAAGAAAAAAGUUUAUUAAUUAAAUUUAUUGAUAAUUGUUGUAAGAGUAGGUGAAUAAUGGAAUUUAGUGAAUUUAUGAAGUCAUUUCCGAUCCGUACGGAUAUUUUUGAUGACAUAACUUACCUACAGAAGCAUUUAAGACUAAUCAUAAAAUUUCAUCAGAAAUUAUCCUCUAAACUGUAUUCAACGUCAUUAAAUCAAAAUAAUGAAUCAACAUAUCCUUCAAAAAAUUUUUCUGCAAUUCGUGAAUUUAUGGAUGAUUUGGAAAGCGAAAUGGAUGACAUUAGUCGAGAACAGAAAAUGCUCAUAGACAUUGUGAAAAAGUGUAUGAAUCAGUACAAUGAGACGCUAUCAAAAGAAUGUAAUGUUAAAAUGGAUAUGGAUGUAGCUGAAGGAUUUAUAACGAGAGCUCUGCAAUAUCACUAUCAAAAGAAUAAUUCCAUUAUAACGCCCAAUAAUGUCAAAGCACGAAUGUCGGAAGAUGAACUCAAACAAAAGUAUGAAGAGAUUCGAGUUAAGAAUGAAAGUGAACGAGCAUUGAAACAAUUGAUGGGACUGGAGAAGAAAAGUUUAAUUAAAACAUCACCAAGUGCUUCAUCUGUUGCAGCACAAGAACGAGAAUCAUUAAUCAAGCCAAAUUUUCGUAAGCCAUCAAGUACAUCGGGAAGAGUUGAGAAGAAAACAGUUAUAGCUGCAAAGAAUACAAUCGUUGAAACAAGACAUGCAAAAAUCAUUUCAAAGAAACAAAAUGCCGUCCAGCAAGGAAUAAAUGGAAGUCGAUUGAAUUUACUGCGUGCAUUGAAUAAUGUUAAAAUAGAACAAACUGAGCAGUAUUCAGACUUAGGUGAUGGUGUCAAGUAUAUUAGAAGUGACGAAGAUUGUUCAGAUCAAUCUUCAUCUGACGGUCCAAUAUUAGAUCCAGAAAUUGAUCCUUUAAAAAUAACAUCGACAACACGUGGAAAAAGACGUACUUCUCCAGCAUCAAAUGCUAGUUCCGAACGAGCUUUUCCACCACUGCCACAAGAACCUCCACCGAAAAUUGACUAUACAAAGGAGGAAUUUUUAUCUAUUUUCCAGUUAAUCGUACCACAAAUUGCUGAAGAAAUUAAAGUACAAAAAACAAAACGGAAACGCAGAAACUGCUUCAAAAACGAAAAAAAUGACUUCCAUUAUGGCAAUUUCGACCUGAAUGAAGCUGCUUAUCGUCUCCGACUCUGCAACAAUCGAAGAUCUAUUUUAUACUCUCCCAAUAAAAAGCGCAAGUGAAUAUGUUCAGUACUUUAUAAGUUUUAUUUUACGAUGUUAACAAUUCUUUUGCGUAUGUAUAUCCAAAAGUGUAAUUUUUACCAUUACUUAAUAAAAUCCUGGAAGUUCAUUUUUUUAUAAAAAAUCAUCUGCAUUUACGUUUUCAUAUCUACUUGUUCAUUCUAGGUUUAUUGACUUUGAGGAAAUGUUUAUGUCCGAUUUAAAGAGACUUUAAAUUAAUAUUGGCGGUAAUGCUGUGUUCUUUGAAACUCCGUUGGUCAAGAAAUUAACAUACAAAUUUGC
Chironomus riparius is the source of this 1675-nucleotide messenger RNA. The record is from the annotation of a GenBank genome assembly. NCBI's taxonomy places the organism in Eukaryota, Metazoa, Arthropoda, Insecta, Diptera, Chironomidae.